CCGCCACCGCCACCGCCGAGCGAGCGCCCCGCGCACCGCGCACGGACACUGCCGCUGCGCGCCAUGUUCCACGCAGCCGAGCACGCCCCGGAGUGGGCCGCGGAGGGCCUCCGGGAUGGGAUGAAGAAGGAGCGGCUGCUGGACGAUCGCCACGACAGCGGCCUGGACUCCAUGAAGGACGAGGACUACGAGCAGAUGGUGAAGGAGCUGCGCGAGAUCCGCCUGGAGCCGCAGGAGGCCACGCUGGGCGCCGAGCCCUGGAAGCAGCAGCUCACUGAGGACGGUGACUCGUUCCUGCACUUGGCCAUCAUCCAUGAAGAGAAGUCACUGACCAUGGAAGUGAUCCGCCAGGUGAAGGGAGACCUGGCUUUCCUCAACUUCCAGAACAAUCUGCAGCAGACUCCACUCCACUUGGCUGUGAUCACCAACCAGCCAGAAAUUGCUGAGGCGCUUCUGGGAGCUGGCUGUGAUCCUGAGCUGCGAGACUUUCGAGGAAAUACUCCUCUCCACCUUGCCUGUGAGCAGGGUUGCCUGGCCAGUGUGGGAGUCCUCACGCAGACCUGCACCACACAGCAUCUUCACUCCAUCCUGCAGGCCACAAACUACAAUGGCCACACGUGUCUGCACUUAGCAUCUAUCCAUGGCUACCUGGGCAUUGUGGAGCAUCUGGUGUCCUUGGGUGCUGAUGUGAAUGCUCAGGAGCCCUGUAAUGGCCGGACAGCCCUCCACCUUGCAGUAGACCUGCAGAAUCCGGAUCUGGUGUCACUCUUGCUCAAGUGUGGGGCUGAUGUCAAUAGAGUUACUUACCAAGGAUAUUCCCCUUACCAACUCACUUGGGGCCGACCAAGCAUACGGAUACAGCAGCAGCUGGGUCAGCUGACCCCGGAAAAUCUCCAGAUGCUACCAGAGAGCGAGGAUGAGGAGAGCUAUGACACGGAGUCAGAGUUCACAGAGGAUGAGCUGCCUUACGAUGACUGUGUGUUUGGAGGCCAGCGUCUGACGUUAUGAACAGAAAAUGU
Molecule: messenger RNA, 1019 nt
Organism: Dipodomys spectabilis (banner-tailed kangaroo rat)
Lineage: Eukaryota; Metazoa; Chordata; Mammalia; Rodentia; Heteromyidae
Gene: Nfkbia
Product: NFKB inhibitor alpha
Exons: 6
Coding region: 64-1008 (314 amino acids)
Molecular function (GO): protein binding
Source: RefSeq, a predicted model, not a curated record